Bombus terrestris (buff-tailed bumblebee) is the source of this 12573-nucleotide messenger RNA. Its product is annotated as calcium/calmodulin-dependent 3',5'-cyclic nucleotide phosphodiesterase 1. Gene Ontology annotation, molecular function: 3',5'-cyclic-AMP phosphodiesterase activity. The transcript is spliced from 13 exons. Gene Ontology annotation, biological process: signal transduction. The record is from RefSeq and is a predicted model, not a curated record. The coding region runs from base 3814 to 6057 and encodes 747 amino acids. NCBI's taxonomy places the organism in Eukaryota, Metazoa, Arthropoda, Insecta, Hymenoptera, Apidae.
GCACGUGUGUCUCCGUUUUCGCGUAGAUCGCGUUCGCGUGUUGGCGUUCGCGCGUGUAUCAUUCGCUCCGUCCCGCUCGCUCCCUUGCUCGCUCCGCGUCGAUCUUUCCCUCGUGGCGUCAUUCGUGGAUUCAGCCGGCGCGUCCCUCUUGUCGCACGAGUCUGCCGCGUGACGUCUGACCAAGCACGCGGUUCUUCCACUCGCGCGUUGCGCACCUCUUCCGCUCAAAGUUCCCUAUCGUCGAUCCCCAAUCAUCGCCACUUCGAUGGCAAUGUAGAAUUUUCCAAAUGUGAUUUGAUCAUCCGGUGGAUUGUUCGGGAUCUCGUCCAACUGACACGAUCAACGAAGAGGAAUCGAGGAUAAAGUUUGUUUACCGGUGGUUGGAUUUUGACAGGAUGGAUCGUUUGACGGAUUGCCAGGACGACGAGUAACGUGAUGUAGAAACGUAGAGAAGUCAGUCACGUUGAGUCUGCUGUUUGCGAAAUUGCGAACGGAUUUCCGUGCGAACUGUCGAAUAGCGAAAAGGAUAAUCCUGGACGAGUUAUUAAUAAAGAGUGACGCAGCCACAGGAAGAGGAAAUGCUCGAUCGAAGCGGCAACGACGCGGAUAAUCUUGGAUAAAGUAUAAAUAAAUAUUAUCGAGGAAGCGACCAAACUUGCGUAAUCCUCGCGGCUAGAGUUUCCAGGCUGGAGCAGGUGCGUGCGACGGGCGCAUCUGGUUAAAUGACACCUGUGCGAGCGUAGUCGUGUAGACGCGUGAAACUAUCGACGAAUGAUCGUCUCUGGAUCCCGAUAAUCAGCGAAUGCGAAGUGAUCGAUCGUUGUAUGAAAAGGUGCGCGCCGUGCGCGUGCCGGCUUCGCGAGAGUGCCGGCGCGCCGGUGCACGAGCGGGUAAACUGAAUUUAACGUUAUGGUAACGUGAAUCGAUCGCAGAAUACCUUCACCCCUCGCCAUCACGAUUUUCCGUGUCCGUGCAUGCACGUAACGGCCAUCGUAAAAACUCCGCGAAGAAGGUGCAAAGGUAAUUGAACUAUCGGCCCGUGUUCCCCCUCCCCCUACCAUUUCCAGGCUAAAUUACCCCGGAGAAACUUUGUCGACUUUCCAUUCGUGAUAACAUCUCCAACUUGCACGAGCAAAUUCGAGUGGUUCACGCGGUCUCUCGCGAAAUUUCCCGUGCGUGCACUUCUCAGUGGCGAGAUCCAUCGAAUCGAUCCGACCGCUCAGACUUCAAAGACGAGUACGGCAAAGAGAAAGGGGCGAGAACCGCAUACACGACCGCACGUUAGGUUCACUCGGAAGAAUCCUCGCGAUGGACACGUGUUAAUACGCUGUCGGUCGUUUGGAGGUGAUCAAUCAGCUCGAAGAGUCUCUGUACCGGGGAAUCGAGUACGUUUAUCAAAAGAAGCUGGUAGAAGAUUAAUGCCUUACCUACUUAAGGUUAACGAGCGGAUGUGAACGUGUAUAUUUAAUAGCGCCGAUUAAGGUUGAAUGCUAAUUUGCUUAUAAUUGUGCAUCCAUAAGGAUAUAAAUAAAAUUAAUGCCAAUAAUGUAUUAAACUUGGAAUUCUCGUCGAUUCGUCGAAUUUAUCUUUCAUCUAUGCGGUAUUCGAAGUAGCCAACUUUCACGUACGUCCCUUUGAUCGAAGAAAGAUCGAGAGAUCGUUCGAUGCAUAACUGAUUCCUAGAAGCUGCGCGUAUUUGCCAGAAAUUUCGGACGCGUACGUGACAGGAAAGAUUACUGAUCGGUGGAACGAACGAGUCGACCGACGACGAGGAUUCUCUUAGGUCGUUUGCUCGCGGGGAUCGUUAGCUUGUAAUCGACACUGGGGUCAGCGUUCGCGGCAUAAAUUUUUGUGCUGGCGGAAACCUUAUCGAGCCGCGUGCAGCUCGGAACGUUCACGAAGGUGUGAAAAAGAAGGAAAAAGAGAAUAAGAAGGAAAGUUGGUCUGUUUGUCUGGUCGAUAGAGCUACUGGUAUAUUUAUGUUCCACAAGAACCCGAAGAUUUACUAGAAAAAUGAUGAAAACCGACAUCGAUGGCCCUUGUAAAGAUAACGUAACACGUUGCUGGCGCGUUCGAAAUGUUUUAGAAUCCACAGGUCGAUAAAUUCAAGAUCGACAACUUUGGAAACUAGUAGAAACUUCCUCGAGACCGAAAUCAUCGGUGGUUCAAAAGAAAUUGACAGGAAUUGAUCGAAAGAGGACGUAAAGAAAUUCUAUCGAAAAGUGAUGAAACGAAGAAUCCUAUAACUAACGUUUAUUAGUCGUUGUCUUAGAAAGAAAUUUACGUGGUAUCGGAAUUAGAAGAUACCGUGCAUUCGCAGGCGUUCCACCAACGUGAAAUUAAUCGGAUUACGAGACGACGUAGUUAGCAAAUGAGGAAAGAACGAAUUACGACGAUUGUUCAGCGGACAAUUGGACUACUUGUUUCGGUGUAAUUCGAAGAAUCUCGACGUAAAGGGAUAGUGAACGGGACGCGAGACGCGUUAAGAAAGUUACCACGGAGGAAAGAGAAGGAUGCUCGUAAUCCUUCGUUGGAAAUCAGCGCGGCCGAAAGCAAUUCCAGAAGAUAAACAAGUUCGCUGGGAAGCACCGGAUGCAGCGAUUGUCAUUGAAGUUGAUCAAACCUCGGAAUAGUUUAAUGGCCACGAUAUCAGUUAAACGGGCGAAACUCCUCUCAACAUCCCGUUGGAAAUACACUGUGGUUUAAACUUUUUAAUAGAAGUAAACAAUCUUUUGAGUAAAAACUAACUAAAAUAAAAAAAAAAAAGAAAAAUCGUGCGAUAAAAUAGCAAAAAUAAAGCAAGAUAAGAAUAUACAAUCAAUAAUUGAAGCUAUCAAAUGGUUUUGAAGGGACGGGAAAUCGGCGUUAUAGAGGAAAUCAAAUCAAACGUUCGAAAGUAUGUGAGAAAUACCAAAGAAAAUGACACGUGAAACGUGGUAAUCCGAACUGGAAUAGAAGCUGGCACGCAACAGUGUGCCUGAAGGAGUCUUCUCGAGUCUCUUCAGGGACGUUGAACAAAUUACUCGGGCAUACACUGGGAACGCUCGAGAGCAAGAGGAAAGCCAUUAUCAAACAAUUGCUCUACAAAGGGGAACCUUCUCUAUUUUCUUGCACAGAAUCUUCCAACGUAAACGUGACGUUCGUGUUACGAUCGAAAUCCACGAGAUCUUAUAUACUGAAAGAUCAAAUAAUCCCCUCAAUCCCAAGUUUUCAAACUUUAAACGACAAGAAGAAAAAGAUAGUCGAUUAAAACUAGGCUGGUUCACGCGAGUUUCGACGAUUAACCGCAAUUACAGCUACGUAGCUCGUGUUCUAGCGUUUUCAGACGGCGAGCGACGAGUGGAGGAUUUCGUGAAACGAGUAUAUCUACCGGCACGACGUGUUUCAUGGCCUGGAAGUAAUCCGUGGGAGCUUUUCGAAGCUUCGAGCGCCAGCGGUAUUGGUUCGUUAAAGAACCGAAAGAAGUUGGGGCGCAAAGGUAAACAGAGGGGAAAAGGGUAAAAUCGAAGUUUCGUUGGAACGUUGGCGAGCAAGGGAAAAAUCGUGUGUCACGGACGAGCUACUUUGUACUUUGUCGAGUGAACGGUGUGCAAGUGGAACCGGAUGUAACGGGGGUGUCAGUCAACGGCAAUGACGAGUAUCGAAUUCACGUUGUCAGGCUGUCGUGAUAAAAACUUGGCAACGAUAGUAAAAGUCUGUUGGAGAUCGUCGCGUGGCUAAGUAGACUGGUGGCGCGGGCAUGGUGCGGAAGUAGGUUUUCUUUCUUCCGGCUUCUGCUAGAGAAGCGCAGUACAAGUGGCUCCGAAGAGGACGAUGAUGUCUAGACAAAGCAAAGAUCCCGUGCAGAAGUGCCACUCGGACCCAGGUGCUGCAAGUACCGGCAGUACUCCUUGCAGCCCUGGUAAGCGAAUUUCUCGCAGAAUAGUGCCAGGAAUUCCAAGCUCUUCCAACACACGCAAAUGUGUUCUCACCUUGGACGGGUAUAGCUACGUGAUCGUUGCGUCUCCACCGGAUCGAAGAGUCACGAGAGACGAUAUUGCAGUGUCCUCACCCGGUGCAUCUCCAAACGUUAAUGCAACUACAAGCUGCACUAGUACAACGUCGUCUCGAUUGCACAACCCUUCCUCGCCUGGUCGGAAUGGCCAGCUAUCGAAACAAGGCACAUUAACGAUAGUACGUCGAAGUUCUGGUAAGAGUAAGAGUAUCGGCGGAAGUUUCGAAAGUUCUCCGCCGCCGCACAGUCCUGACACUCUUUCGUCAAGCCAGUCCGUGGACCUUGAUGAGAUCCUUGAUAAUGUCGAUCUAACGACGGACUCGCUUCCUGCCGUUGACACCCCCGAUGCUUGCGACAAGGCUGCUCUCAGAUUGAGAUGCUUACUGAGGCAGCUUCAACAUGGCGAAAUAUCUGCAGAAUUGCUUCAACGAAAUUUACACUACGCGGCACGCGUACUCGAAGCUGUCUUCCUCGAUGAAACCAAGGUGAAUUCAGGAGGGGUUGAGUGCUCUCGGUCAUCGCGUAGGGGUGCGAGCCUGUCAUCUGCAUCCCUGGGGAGCGGCUUGGACUCGGAUGGACAACAGGGCCACGCGGUGGUAACCCAGAAACGGAAGCUUCGCACCCCCGUAUGGGCAAGAGACGCCGAGCGUGUGGAGUCAACCGCUACUCGCCGUCAAGGUAUACGACGUAGGCGGCUAGCGGACGAGGACGACGAACUGUCGGAGGUACAGCCGGACGCGGUGCCACCGGAAGUUCGCGAAUGGCUGGCUUCGACCUUUACCAGACAGCUUGCGACCACGAGGCGGAAGGCAGACGAGAAGCCAAAGUUCCGCUCGGUCGCGCACGCCAUCAGGGCAGGAAUCUUCGUCGAUCGGAUUUACAGGCGGGUCACCAAUAUCGCGUUCAUGCAGUUCCCGCCGGAAGUGGUUAGAGUGCUCAAGACUUUAGACGAUUGGUCCUUUGACGUAUUUUCAUUAAACGAAGCCGCGAUGGGAGCUCCAGUGAAAUAUCUCGGCUAUGAUCUAUUGAAUCGAUACGGCAUGAUCCACAAAUUUAAAGUCCCUGCAACAGUGUUGGAGUGCUUCUUGGGAAGAGUCGAAGAGGGUUACUGCAGGCAUCGAAAUCCGUAUCAUAAUAAUCUUCACGCAGCUGAUGUCGCACAGACUAUGCACUACAUUUUGUGUCAAGUAGGACUUAUGAAUUGGCUGACCGACCUGGAGAUUUUCGCCACGCUGGUUGCGGCGAUUAUUCACGACUACGAGCACACUGGGACCACAAACAAUUUCCACGUAAUGUCCGGUAGCGAUACGGCUCUACUCUACAACGAUCGAGCCGUCCUGGAAAAUCACCACAUCUCCGCGAGUUUCCGGAUAUUGAGAGAAGAUGAAUGCAAUAUAUUACAAAAUCUAUCGAGGGAGGAAUUCCGAGAAUUUCGUUCGUUGGUGAUCGACAUGGUACUGGCAACCGACAUGAGCUUUCACUUCCAACAACUGAAAAACAUGAAAAACAUUCUGAGCUUGGCAGAGCCCAGCGUUGACAAAAGCAAAGCUGUCAGUCUGGUUCUCCAUUGUUGCGACAUCUCGCAUCCGGCUAAAAGAUGGGAUCUUCAUCACAGAUGGACAAUGCAACUAUUGGAAGAGUUCUUCCGGCAGGGAGAUAAAGAGAAUGCUCUCGGCUUGCCGUUUUCUCCGCUAUGCGACCGUAACAAUACCCUGGUAGCUGAAUCGCAAAUAGGAUUCAUCGAGUUUAUCGUCGAGCCCAGCAUGCAGGUGUGCAGCGACAUGUUGGAGACGGUUCUCGCUCCGUUGAAUAUAAAGGAGAAUGUGGACGAAUCGAACGACGGGUCCGUUGGAGAAAGCAAGAGAUUCAAGAUCGGUAAACCUUGGAUUCCUUGCCUCGGUGACAACAAGAAAAUUUGGAAGGAACAAGCUGUUCGAGACGCCGAGGCAAGAGCGCAAAAGGAGCAAGCGCAAAAGGAGCAAGCGCAGAAGGAGCAAGAGCAAAAGGCGGGCAGCGAGAGCCGCGAGGACAGCGACACGACGCAGCCAGCGUCCGAGGAAUGAAAACUCCAGCGGGCCGUUCUAUUUUUCAAGAAUAUAUGUAAUUUUAGGCUACGAAGAAGCUCGUGAUUCCACACACAGCAGAAUAUCUACCGCGUUGUGUCUGUCUCAGUGACACGUCUAAACGAAUCGCGCGUCACCAAGAAAGUGAUCUCCCUCGACGAUCGAGCGAACGCGCGAAAGGUCAAGUGUACGAUUAAAAAGAAUACUCCCACGACUAUUUAUACCGUUUGUUCACCACACUACAAACAAUUCUUCACCGAUUUCGCUGUAUUUCGACGAUCACUCCACCUUUUUAUCGAUCGACCAAAAAUUAUCGAUGUCUCUACGCGUCUUCAAUUUCUCGUCUUGAUUUUUCUCGCGGUCGAACGUAGCCUUUGCAUAAUCGAUGCCAUCAAUAGUCCUUGCUCUUAUUCUCGCUCUUUCGUUGUCGAGAAAUCUUCGCGAUUUGUAAAUACAACAGAAGCUUCGCGGCAUUUUUCUUACGCUACGCUACUGUCGAGCAGGUCGCGGUCUUUUCGUAGCUUUUAAGCUCUGAAAGUGACGCCUUAACGGACGAUGUUCGAUCGUCGAACGCGGUGAUACUAAACCCUAAAUCGUGAUCGAAAGAAAUUCAAAUUUUAAGAAGAAGAUGGCCCAAAAUCUUGUUGUUUCGUUUAUGUGAGUGUCGUUCGUUGUAUUUUCUUAAAACUUUGAAGUAUAUAAAUAUCAUUCGUGAAUUCGUGAAGAAUUUGCGUUAAAAAGGGGUCAAUAAAGGGAACAUUCCUUCGCAAUUGCUCAAUGAGAACAAAGAUCAAUUGUUGACUUUCGAUCGAUGAAAAAUUCAAUAAAUGUAGGUCAUAGUUGAAUUAUAAUACACAAUGGUAUGACUUGUACAUUCUUUAUAAAAUUAGCAUACUAUUCGAGGAUCGUGAGUUGUCGCUUAGUCACAUCAGCUUUUAACAAACGAUAUACUUUGCGAUUUUUGUUACGUCAUCGUACAAUCAUAGUUUGUACUAUCUUUUGAUCAAAAAUAGAGCGUAACGCUCAUCAAAAACAUUAUGUCGAUGUAAUUUUACUCCUAAACGAACGUAUAAUUAAAAUUAGAAAAUCGUUAGGAAUAUAACUAACUGUACGAUGCGAUUCUGUAAUGAAAACGGGAAACCUGUACUGACAGAUUUAAAGGGAUUUAGUAGCUAAAUGUUGAAUUAUAAGGAAAAAAAGAAGCGGGCAAACGAUCAAGGCGUUACUUUCUCAGCUUACUUUACGCGUAAAUAUUACUAUGAAAACGUAGAGAUAUAGUCGAGUUUCUAUCGUAAGCGUAGCCUAAAGUUACCAGCUGCAAUAGGCGGCAAAAAUCGAGUACACGUUAACACACACAUACAUCUACACAUGCAGCAAACAAACAUACAUAUAUACAGAAAAGAAAAGAGAAAGAGAAGAUCGUAAACGUACUUACAAUUAGAGGCACAAUUGUCUGUUCGCGAUGAAGUGGUAGCGCGUGUGAAAGGACGCUAACAUCAACACGUCGACGGGUUUUCCAUAGCGUUUCGCCAUUGGAGCGCUGUCUUUGUCCGUACCUGUUUUUUCUUACAAUUAGUGUAUAACUAAGAGCAUACGUUUUUUCAUAGAAACGAAGACUUUCAUCUUUGAGGGAGGAAAAGAAAUAAUAUUGAAUUCGAUCAUUUAACGAGCUAUACUAACUAAUAACUGCUCAUAAUCCUCGUUUCUCAUAAAAUCCUUGAAAUUCAUGGUUUCUUAAAGUACCGAUCAUUUGCUACGAGUACUGAGCCAAUCUCUUGUUCGUAAAUAAUAUUCUACGUUUAUAGGGAGGCACGAAAUAAAAAUUAUUUGCUAUUUUCAUGUUUUUUUACAAAAUCUUUGAAAUUUCUAAUUUAUUGAAUUAUUUUAAGGAUACUGUAAACCCUGACUUAAACUCACGAACAUCCGUAGAUUCGUAAGUGCGAGAGUUUUGCGUAUAACAUUAGGGUAUCUGAGAAGUAUUACGUAACGUCGAUCAUUUUACUCGAGUUAUUUUCACAUCAUCUAUCCAAAGAAAAAAAUAAAAAGGGUAAAAAAAGCUUAGGAGGCUGCUCGCGCUAAUUCUAAUGGCAUACAUUUCCUUCUUUCUACUUGGUGGAUUUAAGGGAUACCAUGAAAUCUCUAAUCGAGAUUCAAUUUAUUAAUAUAUAAAUCUAAUUCUAAUCGUGUUAUAUGUAAAUUCUCUUCGCUAAUGACCAAGUCAUCAUAAGGAAGAAUUUUCCUUUUUCUUUUUUUUUUUUACGAAUACGUAAUAUUUUUAACGCUGGAACUACCAACAGCUAAAGUAUAAAACUCGUACCAAGCAAAUCGAUACGCAGGAUACAUAAAGAUAGAUAUAGCGCGGAAAGACCACUUUAUCAAAAAUCAUUCAAAUCCUUCAAAGUAAAUCAUUUUAGAUCUAUGUAUAAAACUAUCGUGAAAAAUUACGAACCGAUCAUUUUCACUACUCUGCUAGUUCUUACGCCAAAGACACCCUAAUAUUUGAGCAAAACAUAUUUUUCAUAGCUUUACCACAAAUAACUUGAUCGAGAUACUAGUACGAAGCUUGUAGAAUUGAUAGACGCAGGCUGGCUGUCGCACAAGUGUCGAAUUCCAUGCGAACUUCAUACGAGGAGAAUUUGACAUUCUUCUUGACGGGAUGUGGCGAAGUUAAAAGCCUUGAGGCUACGCCGAGCCCAAUCUUCGAUACGCUCGCGCAAUACGCGUCAGGUUCCCGCGACCAGAAAAGCUUACACUUGCCUUCUCGAAACUUCGACCGGCCGAUUGGCACGGAGAAAGGCGAAAACUUGCUUCUUUUCCAAGAAGGUCCGAUUUCUCCAGUUCGAUUCACUCGUGAGCUUGAACUUAUAAAGUUUCGAAGAAACUUAAGAUCCUUUACGAAAUUGCUGAUCGUUUCGUUCGAAAUUCGAGACAGAUCGCUGCUUUGAUUCGACUUCUGGAAUAUUUCUCUUUUAAAGUAACUUUCAUAUUACUCCAUACAUUGAUUAAUUAUCUGCACAAGUUGAAACGCCUUGCUAACUAAAGUUGAUUAAUCGAAUCGUGUUUCACAAGUUGGCCACGUCGAGGAGCUUCUCUUGGCAUUUUCCAAUCUUUGCUUCAGUCUCUGAUAUUUACUUACGCUUUACUCGAGAAUUUUGAAGAAAAUAAAAAGAAAAAAUAUAAAUCCUAGUGAAAUUUACACGAUAUAAACGACUGAAAAAUCGAACACCAUUUCGAGCCACGUAACGUCCAAUGGAUAAAUAAUAAACAAAGCAACCGACGCUUAACAAAAAUAUAAGAGAAUCGAUGAAAUUGGAUAAAAGAACCGAUUUUUAAACGCAACAAUCGGGUGAAAGAAGCGUAACGAGUAGAAAUCGGCGAUUGAAGGGAACGAACGAAACGAGAAGAGACGAGCAUCGAAUCGGGAAGAAUCGGACUUAAAUCAAGCUGUGUGAGUUAGAUUCAUAGGGGUGUAACGUCGUUGUACAUACUUACAUUAGAUGUGUAUUCGUAUACACGUAAAGGUGCAGCUUUAAUGUAUGUAAAUGUAAUGUAAAAGAGAUAUCACUAGCGUUUACUUAACGUGUGCUAUGUUUCGUGUACAUGUACAUACAUACAUAAACGAGAAAGGGACGGAGUAGGUGUGUUUCUGCACAUUUCAAGCGCAAUGUCGCGAGAAACGCGAACUGGUAAUUACGAACGCGUCUAGUUUGUACGUUCGAUCGAACAUAUCGGGGAAUCGCAUCGUUUUAUCCUGUUAACUUUGAUCGAUUGAACGAUAAGCGAAGAGGAGAAUCCUUUGAAAUCGAGGCUCACGACGUUCGUCGAGAACGACGUAAUGCGACGUGAACUGCAUUAUAGGAUUUAAUAAACGGAGGAACCUUUAGCGCGCGUACAUUUGUAAGGAACAUAGAGGAUGCAUAGGACAAAGUCUUUCGCUCGAAGAUUAAACAUAUCCGUCCUGUAUUUAUUUGAUUUCUCUCCUUCGCGUACGUGUCGUGUUUCAUUGACGUAGAACUUCAUGCUGCUUGGUACGGAUGAGAUAUCGUAUCGCAUUCCGCUGAAUCUCUGGGAUACUAUGAUCUAAAUUAUUCGAGAUAGCUUGUACCAAUGAAACGAUAUGCAACUAAUCGUAUGUAAUCUCUGAAAAUGUACCUGCUUUACAAUUCUACAAAUGAUUUUUGGAAUUUACAACUGAAAGUGCUUGUACAGAAUUGCAUCUAAGAUAGUUGAACUAGCGCACGUUACGAUUGAAUUGAAAAUUUCCAUCCCUUUCUAUUCAAACGUGAUGAUGAACGACGAAGUCUUACGAACCUCUCACUAUAAAUAUAUUUCAAGCAAAAAUGUUUUAAUUUAAAAACUUUCUCCAAGCUUUUUCAUAAAGUUUCCUCUCACGACUGUACGGGUAAAAAGAAACGAAAGAUUGAAAUCUCAUCCAAGCAAUUAAAACUAAUCGCCGCCGAAAGAAAUAAAUGUAACAUGUUCCAGGAACACGACCCGUAUCUCCUUUAUGUGCGAGUAAGUUAAUUGUACAUACGUGGAACAAAUCGUGGGCGAGAUCAGUUGCCUGUUCGCAACGCAACAAAGGAACAUUCGCGUGUUUUUUUCUUUAGGGCGAUUUCCCAAGUAAGACUGUGCACGAGGUUCGAAUUCGUUGCAGCGAAUCGUUUCGAAAGCCAAGCACGCUGCUCGAGCGGUUUUAAUGUGUUUGCAUGCUCGCAUUCGUCGCGACGCGAACGCGACCACGCACUUGCCACUUUUGCGUUACGUGCUCAGCACGAAAGUUCAUUUUCCUUACUGCAGCGGACGAGGGGCCAAAACGCGUGAUAGAAUUUAAAGAGAAACAAAAAAGAAAAAAGACAAAAAAGAGACAGUACAUUUGGAACCAUGCUCGUACCAAGAGAAUAUAUCAAUAGGAAACGCGCGAGCGAAAACGCAACGUUAAGUAGGUACGCAUUGUAUGCUGUCUACUCGAUGCUUUUGAUUUUUGGUUGAUCGUAGUACCACGGUAAAGAAAUUAUGAUCGUACAAAAGUGAAUAAUAAUUGUAAGACACGUAGUUUGAGAUGGAGAGAGCUCGAUGCAGAAAUUAUCGCAAGGGGAAUUAAUUCUAUCGAACAUCGACAGCCAUUGUAUUUCGUUUUCUCUGAAAGGUGCGCAAUUUUUAGAAAGUUAAUCUGUUUUAAUAAGAAAAUUUGCAGUCAAUGAAAUUAGUAUUUCACUGGUUACAAUUUCAAGUUCGAUUCGUCAAUGUGCUUCGAAUAUUUAUUAUCUAAAUCUUUAAUCAAAUCUUCGAUGAAAUUGAAUUUACAUUAUGUCGAAUACGACGUACGUUUCGCUAACAGCUGUUUCAAUUCCUAGCAAUCAAUUCUAAAAUUCCAGCAUAAUUUAACAAAAUUAAUUUAAUUACCGCAGGUGAACAUUCCAUAUCUACUUAGUUUCAUAAAUUGUGAUUCCACCUGCUAAGAAUUUGUCCAUACUUUCUUCCAGUUCAGAUCAACUUAUUUCACCGCGAUACAACUAUAUCUAAAUUUAUCCUACGAAAAUCUAUCCCGUUCUUUCGUCAAAUUAUCGCGCGUACGUUUCUCCAUCGAGCUCUUCGAACUCUCGUUAAAACGAGUCCUCUUCAACGUCGUUCGUAUUCGCUCGCGCCACUCAGUCUCACCUUAAUCGUCCAACUUUUUUCAAACAAAUACUGGCCUUUCCUAGUAGAACAGUGAAAACAAAUACGUAUCAAGGCCACCUUACGAUUCAAAACAUAAAAUUAAGAGCCGCGUAACGCGUACUUGAUACGUAUAACCUAUUGUAACGCUUUGCUCUAGGUGUACCUAGUAAAUAAAAUAUAAAAAGAAGUAUGAAGAAAACGAAGAGAAGAAAAAAAUAUAACAGCCUGAACGCGACACGUGGCUCGUGUACAGGAGGUCGCGAGAGAAGGAUCGAUAUUACACGACAAAGAGGCUUGGAACAACAAUAUUCGACCAAUAAUCGUAAUUCAUAAGAUAAGCUAACUCAAAGAUACACCUACAUAAACACUCACACGCAUACAUACAAUGUACACGUACACCGGAUGUGCGCAUAAAAGAGCACCACUUAAGCCCCAAAGUGUACAAAAGUUCGAUUUCCAUUGGUUUUCAUAAAGGAACGUUAUAUAAUCGGCGAUUAUAUAAGAAAACUCGUCGAUUAAGCAUACAUUAUGAGGAGAAAAUAUGGGAAUCGAACGAGUAUUGUACGCUUUUCGUUCUUUCCUCCAGUUUUUUCGUUCGUCGUUCCUCCGUUCAACGUUCGUUUAAUCGGCACAAUUAACCGCAACAGAUGUGUACAUAAUCGAUAAAAGAAACCAUACAGCACCGUGUCCGUUUGAUGUGAUGUAAUUAAGUAAUAACGUCUAAGUGAAACAAAGAUAUGGUACGGGAGAAUAUAUAUUAAUAUAAAUACAAAAUAUAAAGUAUAAAUACACGUCGUGUAUAAUUAGUACUGUAUUCUGCAUAAAUUCACCGAGAAAUAAAAAAAUACUCGAUUA